Molecule: messenger RNA, 6351 nt
Organism: Colletotrichum lupini
Lineage: Eukaryota; Fungi; Ascomycota; Sordariomycetes; Glomerellales; Glomerellaceae
Product: beta-ketoacyl synthase
Exons: 2
Coding region: 1-6351 (2116 amino acids)
Biological process (GO): fatty acid biosynthetic process; secondary metabolite biosynthetic process
Molecular function (GO): fatty acid synthase activity; 3-oxoacyl-[acyl-carrier-protein] synthase activity
Source: RefSeq, a predicted model, not a curated record
AUGUCGGGUCAAGAUCAAGUACUCGCCUAUGUCUUUGGCGACCAAACACAUGACAUCGCAGACACGCUGCGUAGUCUGGUACAAUCUCACCAUGAUCCACUCGUGAUCGACUUCCUUGAGCGAAGCUGUGGAGUGCUGAAACACGAAGUUGCCCGCCUAUCUCCAGAGCAACAGGCGCGAUGCCCACGCUUCGCUACCUUGGCAGAUCUCCUGUCAUCAUACCGUUCCGGUACCCUCAACCCCUGUCUUGUACAAGCCUUGACAUGUAUUACACAACUUGGCCUCUUCAUCCGUCAACAUAGCAGCGGAUGUCAAGUCUAUCCCACACCCGAGAACAGCCUCUUGGCCGGAAUCUGUACCGGUGCCUUGGCUGCUGCGGCCGUGAGCUGUGCUCAUAGCGCCCCUAGUCUUCUCUCACCCGCGCUUCACGCCGUUGCUGUUGCCGUUCGCUUGGGCGCGCUCGCAUGGGACGUCGCUGAUAGAAUCACCAACAAGCAUGAGAUAUCCGAUUCUACCAGCACGUUCGAUUCGUGGUCUCGCGCCGUGACUGGAUCCAGCCCGAAGAUUCUUGCCGACGCUCUGCUGCAAUACGCUGCUGAAGCUGGCCUGCCCGUGACGACUACCCCGUAUAUUUCAGCCAUUAUCGGGCCUAAUCAAGCAACCGUCUCUGGACCGCCCGGAGUUCUCUCCAAUUUCUUGGCCUCAGACAUCGGCAAGUCAGUUGCACCUACGUCAGCCUCGCUGCGCAUCACUUCCCCAUACCAUUCUGCACUAUUCUACAGUGAGCACGAUAUCGAGCAAGUCCUUGCUAGUGUUCCACUGAGUAGCUCGUCUCUGGCUCGCAUUCCUGUCAUCUCCACCAGCACCGAGGGCCAAGUGCACUCCACUAAGGCAAGCCUCCGAGAUGCGCUCGAGCAAGCUGCUCGUGACUGUCUUGAGAGACAGAUGGCGCUUGAGCAAUUGCCGGUCCGUAUAGCUGAGCAUGUUAGACGUUCGGCUAAGACGACGACGGACAGCAUCACAGAUGUGAUUAUUCAGCCUUUUGCAUUCCACAGCACGGAUCGCCUUGUCUCCCCUGUUCGUCGACUUCUACCGUCAGAUUCCUACUGUGUACAAGAGAGGUCCCCUCUAGCUGCUGAAGAGCUUGCCUCGCUGGCAGGCAAUGGUGCUCUCGGUGCCGAUGGUGGUGCUUCGAAGUCUCCUAUCGCCAUCCUUGCUGCUUCCGGCAGAUUCCCUGGCAAUGCUGAUACCAUGGACGCAUUCUGGGAUAUCCUCCACAAGGGUGUCGAUACUCACGAGAUGGUUCCAGCCUCUCGAUGGAACGCCUCUGCUCACGUUGGAGACACAUCUGUGAAAAACGUCUCUGGCACCGGCUUUGGUUGCUGGCUGCAUCAGGCACCGCAGUUCGAUGCAGCCUUUUUCAAUAUGUCGCCCCGUGAGGCCGCACAAGUCGAUCCUGCCCAGCGCCUUGCACUCUUGACUGCCGCCGAGGCUCUCGAGAAGGCGGGAAUCGUGCCGAACCGUACUCCGUCUACUCAGAAGCACCGCGUAGGUGUAUGGUUUGGUGCCACUAGCAACGACUGGAUGGAGACAAACAGUGCGCAAAACAUCGAUACCUACUUCAUUCCCGGCGGCAACCGUGCAUUCAUUCCGGGUCGCAUCAACUAUCAUUUUAAAUUUAGCGGUCCCAGUUACACUAUCGACACUGCUUGCAGCUCUAGCUUGGCUGCGCUGCACUUGGCAUGCAAUGCUCUGUGGCGCGGCGAGGUUGACACCGCCAUUGUUGGAGGUACCAAUGUCCUCACCAAUCCUGAUAUGACGGCUGGUCUGGACAGAGGCCACUUCCUCUCCCGUACCGGCAACUGUAAGACAUUUGACGAUGACGCUGACGGAUACUGCCGCGGCGAAGCAGUUGUCACGAUCAUCCUUAAGCGACUGGAUGACGCCCAGAAGGACAAGGACCCUAUUGAGGCUUGCAUCUUGGGGGUCGCCACGAACCACAAUGCCGAAGCAGAGUCCAUCACUAGACCCCAUGCCGCUGCUCAGAAGGACCUAUUUGAGCAUAUACUUGCCGAGACCAAGGUCAGCUCCAACGACAUCAGCUACGUUGAGAUGCACGGUACGGGUACGCAGGCUGGCGACGCAGGGGAGACCACUUCCGUUGUGACGACCUUGUCUCCGCUGACGGCUCGCGGCACAUCAGUCCGCCCAGCUACCAACCCUCUCCAUAUUGGUGCCGUUAAGUCCAAUGUCGGCCAUGGCGAAGCUGCUGCUGGAGUCACCAGUCUUGCCAAGGUCCUCAUGAUGAUGAAACACUCGACCAUUCCUCCUCACAUUGGUAUCAAGACCAAGAUCAACCACAAGUUGCCAGAUCUUCAAGCUCGUAACACUCGCAUUGCUACUGUCGCGACCCCUUGGGUCAGGCCCGCGAAUGACAGCCGCCGAGUGUUGCUGAACAACUUCUCUGCCGCAGGCGGCAACACCGCUAUCGUCCUGGAAGACGCUCCUGUCUUCAACAAUUACACCGGCCCCGACCCGAGACGCCAUCACGUCGUGACGCUCUCCGCUAAGACGGGCGAAUCCUUAGUCUCUAAUCUUGGCAACCUUCUUCAAUGGCUCGAUGGUGCGGCACCGCGUGAAGACCCCAAUCUCCUCGCAAAGCUCUCUUAUACCACCACCGCCCGCCGUAUGCACCAUCGGUACAGAGUUGCUGUGACUGCUACUAGUAUUCCCCAACUCAAGUCGUCGCUGCAGAAAGAGCUCGAUGCCCGUAGCGGAGGAGAGAAGAUUCUGCCUGCCCCGGCCAAAACACCCGGCUUCGUAUUUACUUUCACAGGCCAAGGCUCACCACACGCUGGUAUGGGUGCGGACUUGUACGCCCGGUUCGCUUCAUUCAAGAACAACUUACAGCGCUACAACCACUUGUGCGUCCAGAUGGGCCUGCCGUCGAUUCUUCCUCUAUUUGAGGAGCGGGACUAUUUUAGCCGUGCUUCGCUUACUGCCCUCCAGUUGGCGCACGUCUCUUUCCAGAUGGCUCUUUGCAAGCUCUGGGAGUCCUUUGGCAUCACCCCCAAGGCAGUCGUCGGUCACAGUCUUGGAGAGUACGCCGCUCUUUAUGCCGCCGGUGCUCUUUCUCAAGCCGACGUCCUCUACUUGGUAGGAAAGCGAUCUCAGCUGAUGGAGGAGCACUUAGCCCAGGGAACGCACGCCAUGCUCGUCGUUAUGGCUGAAGAGGCUACAGUCCUCGCUGCUAUUCCUGGUGUUGUCGGUCGCGACCUCGAGGUCUCGUGCCGCAACAGGAAGCACAACAUCGUUCUCGGCGGAACCAUUGCGCAUGUCAAGGAAGCCCGGACCAUUCUCGAGUCGAAGGGCAUGCGCUGCCAUGUUCUCGACACUGCACACGCUUUCCACACCUCUCAGGUUGACCCUAUCCUUGCUCAGUUCCGGAAGAUUGCAAAGGGUAUUCACAUUUGUCGCCCUACGAUCCCAGUUAUCUCGCCUACUCUGAGCAAGGUGCUUCGCGAGGCCACUGAUUUCAGCGAGGGCUACUUUGUUGAGCAUUGCAGAAAGCCGGUCAACAUCAUGCAGGCCGCAUCUGUCGCCAAGGCAGAAGGCAUCUUGGAUGAGCGCACUAUCGCCAUUGAGAUUGGUCCCGCGCCUGUUGUUGCUCCUAUGGUUAAGGAAGUCGUUGGAUCUACGAUGCAGACGUUCGCAUCUGCACACAAGACUAUUGAUACCUGGCAACUGAUGACCGAUGCCUUCUCCGGCAUGUAUGCGGCUGGGGCCAACGUCGAAUGGUCUAGAUACCAUGCCGACUUCCCAGAGUGCCAGCAGGUUCUUCAACUGCCCUCCUACGGAUGGACUCUCAAGGAGUACUGGAUGCAGUACACCAAUGACUGGAGUCUCCGCAAAGGUGAUGCUCCCAUUAUCAUGGGGCCUGCCAACUUGGCCUUCUCGUCGAUUUACAACGUGGUCAAGAACACUCUUCAGUCAAGCUCUGACGGCGAGGUGGUCGUCGAUCUCGACCUCAACGCUGACGAUGUUCAUUCCAUGGCUCAAGGUCACAAGGUCUACUACGGUGUAGCUCUAUGCACUCCUUCCGUCUAUGCAGACAUUGCUCAGAUGAUUGGCAAGUAUGUCAAGCAAAUCACAGGCAUGGACGUCGACGCAGUCGGAACCGAGGUGGCAGAGAUGCACAUCCAGAGUGCUCUCGUCGCCAAUGAUGUCGGACUCAAGCAAGUCCUUCGCACCGAGGCAAAGUUUGAUGCGGCGAAGAAGUCUCUCUUCUGUACAUUCUCUACCCUCGACGGCAACGACAAAACCAUGGAGCAGCAUGCCAACUGUUCAAUCCGCUUCACCGAAAUCGAUGAGACCAAGUCUCAGUUCGCUCAGGCUGUUUCGGAUGCAAAGAUUCGCAUGAAGGCCAUCCAGGCGCAGGUCGGAGGAGAUGAGAGCACUUUCCGGUUCAGCAAAUCGAUGAUCUACAAGAUGGUUGGUCAGCUUGCCGAUUUCGACCCCAAGUAUCGCGGCCUGUCUGCCAUCACUCUCAGCAACAACACCUACGAAGCUGCAGGUACUGUAUCAUUCAAGGGCAUCCCUGACAAUGGAAAGUGGUUCUCCAAUCCCGCUUUCCUGGACUCCAUCUCUCAAUUAGCUGGCUUUGUUAUGAACGCCAAUGAGUCUGUCGAUCUUGACAAGGAGCUUUUUGUCAACCAUGGAUGGGAGUCGAUGAAGCUAUUCACUCCUAAGCUCGAUGCGAACAUGACCUACCACUCAUAUGUGAAGAUGACUGAGGGCAAGGACAAACUGUGGUCUGGAGAUGUUAUCAUCUUCGAUCAGAAUCAGAACCUCAUCGGAAUCCUUGGUGGGGUUGCGUUACAGGGAGUCCCCAAACGCCUUAUGGACUACAUCAUCAAUUCGGCCAUGAAGAAGGUCUCGGGUGGCUUCUCAUCGGCAAAGUCUCAAACGCAACCACUACAGCCCCAGGCAAUCGUCACUUCGGACAUGAAGGCAACCUUUGGAGACAUUUCUCUGGCCGAGUCUCAAGCUGCUCCCACUGCGCAACAAGCUGCAGAAGACUCCUGGCCUGUGGCUCUCAAAGUCUUGGCUGAAGAGAGUGGUCUUGAUGAGAAGGAGCUGGCCGACGAUGUCGCCCUCGCUGACAUUGGUAUCGACUCGCUUUUGUCACUUGUGAUUUGCGGCAGACUGCGCGACGAGCUUGACGUUGAUCUUCCAGAACGGGCACUAUUUGAGGAGUGUCUCACUGUUGGCGACAUUAGGAUGCGUGUUUCUGGCACCGCGAUGUCGUCGACAGAGUCCUCUGGGCAUGAGAGCGACAUCACAAGCGUUGAAUCUGACAAUGCUUCGUCGGUGGGCUCGCCUGAUCUCGACAACUUGGCGUCGCCUUUCUCCGCUGCCAUGACGCCAAUCAAUGGGCUUGAUACCCCUGGUUCUUAUUUUGAGGUCAUCGACAUGAGCGCUGGAGACUUCAAGGGCCAAGCCGUUCCAUCGACUCCUAUCGUGUCUACAAUUCCACCGGCGUGGUCAAUGUACCUCCAAGGUUCCCGCACGAAAGCCAAGGAGACUCUUUUCCUUUUCCCGGAUGGCUGUGGAGUAGCCACUUCCUACUUGAGUCUUCCGACUAUCUCGCCGACUACGGCACUUGUUGGCUUCAAUUCGCCAUUUGCAAAAACUCCCAGCCGAAUGUGCGACCAUACUCUUCGAGAGGUUCUACAGUCCUACAUCGCCGGCCUCCGUCAGAAGCAAUCCCGUGGCCCCUACCGUCUCGGAGGUUGGUCAGCGGGCGGUAUUCUCGCCUACGCAGUGACCCAAGAACUCAUUGCCGCCGGCGAGGAAGUCACCUCUCUCACGCUUAUUGACUCUCCCCCGCCCAACAACGGCCUGGAUCACCUGCCUGACAGAUUCUACGACCACUGCAACAAGGUCGGCAUCUUCCGCAACGAGAUGCGUCGCGGCGCGGAGCAGUCUGAACCGCCCGAGUGGUUGAUGCCUCACUUCCGCGCCUCAACUGAACUUCUGCAUGACUAUCAUGCGCCCGCCAUGUCACCCGAGGCGGCCAGAAAGUUACACGUAAAUAUCAUCUGGGCAGGGGAGUGCGCUUUUGAUGGGGUUCGGUACCCGACUUUGCCGCCUGCCAUGAUGGAAGGCGAGGAUUGUGAGGGGAUGAAGUUCCUCACUGAGAAGAGGAAAAAUUUCGGACCCGGGGAGUGGGCUUUGCUGUUCCCCGGUGCGUCUAUUGCGACUACGGUCAUUGAGCGGGAGCAUCACUUCAGCAUGAUGCGAGGUAGCGGCGCAGACAGAUUGGUCGACGCUAUCAGACGGGGUCUCUGA